AUGUCUGUGAAGAAUAAAUUAUUAAAAGCAUUAAUUCUUGGCGCCCCUGCUUCGGGUAAAGGGACGAUAUCGUCGCGUAUAGUAAAGAAAUACAAUAUAGCCCAUGUGUCAUCUGGUGAUAAAUUAAGAGACCACAUUGAAAAGCAAACUGAUUUAGGUAAGACCGUGAAAACUUUCUUAAAUGAAGGGAAACUAGUGCCGGAUGAUGUGAUGAUAAAAUUCAUGGUAACUGAGCUGAAAAAAGUUGAGGAUCAACCUUGGUUAUUGGAUGGUUUUCCAAGAACCGUAGGCCAAGCUGAUGCUUUGUGGAAAGUUCAACCUGUGGAUGUGGUUCUAAACUUAGUAGUGCCAUUUGAAGUUAUAAUAGAUAGGGUUAAGAACCGUUGGGUACAUUUACCUUCAGGAAGAGUGUAUAAUAUAGGAUUUAACACCCCCAAAGUUAAAGGUAAAGAUGACAUAACAGAUGAAGCUCUUGUACAAAGGCCAGAUGAUAAACCUGAGGCUGUUCAGAAGAGAUUGGAGAUAUAUGAGAGUGUCACACGGCCUGUAAUUGAGUUUUAUACGGCAAAAGGAAUACUCAAAGAAUUUCAUGGACGCACAUCAGAUGAAAUUUGGCCAAAAGUAACAGCAUAUUUAGAUGCUAUUUUUGCUAAGGUUUAG
Arctia plantaginis is the source of this 660-nucleotide messenger RNA. NCBI's taxonomy places the organism in Eukaryota, Metazoa, Arthropoda, Insecta, Lepidoptera, Erebidae. The record is from the annotation of a GenBank genome assembly.